Molecule: messenger RNA, 2109 nt
Organism: Oncorhynchus tshawytscha (Chinook salmon)
Lineage: Eukaryota; Metazoa; Chordata; Actinopteri; Salmoniformes; Salmonidae
Product: trichohyalin-like
Exons: 4
Source: RefSeq, a predicted model, not a curated record
AGGAAGGAAGAGAAAGAGAAAGGAAGAGAAAGAGGAAGGAAGAGAAGGAAGAGGAAGGAAGAGAAAAGAGGAAGGAAGAGAAAGAGGAGGAAGGAAGAGAAAGAGGAAGGAAGAGAAAGAGGAAGGAAGAGGAAGGAAGAGAAAGAGGAAGGAAGAGAAAGAGGAAGGAAGAGAAAGGAAGAGGAAGGAAGAGAAAGGAAGAGGAAGGAAGAGAAAGGAAGAGGAAGGAAGAGAAAGAGGAAGAGAAGAGGAAGGAAGAGGAAGGAAGAGAAAGAGGAAGGAAGAGAAAGAGGAAGGAAGAGAAAGGAAGAGAAAGAGGAAGGAAGAGAAAGAGGAAGGAAGAGGAAGGAAGAGAAAGAGGAAGGAAGAGAAAGAGAAAGGAAGAGAAAGAGGAAGGAAGAGAAAGAGAAAGGAAGAGAAAGAGAAAGGAAGAGAAAGAGGAAGGAAGAGAAAGAAGAAAGGAAGAGAAAGAGGAAGGAAGAGAAAGAGGAAGAAAGGAAGAGAAAGAGAAAGGAAGAGAAAGAGGAAGGAAGAGAAAGGAAGAGAAAGAGGAAGGAAGAGAAAGAGGAAGGAAGAGAAAGGAAGAGAAAGAGGAAGGAAGAGAAAGGAAGAGAAAGAGGAAGGAAGAGAAAGAGGAAGGAAGAGAAAGAGGAAGAAGAGAAAGAAAGGAAGAGAAAGAGAAAGGAAGAGAAAGAGGAAGGAAGAGAAAGAGGAAGGAAGAGGAAGGAAGAGAAAGAGGAAGGAAGAGAAAGAGAAAGAGAAGAGGAAGGAAGAGAAAGAGAGGAAGGGAAGAGAAGAGAAGAGAGAAGGAAGAGAAAGAGGAAGGAAGAGAGGAAGGAAGAGGAAGGAAGAGAAAGAGGAAGGAAGAGAAAGAGGAAGGAAGAGGAAGGAAGAGGAAGGAAGAGAAAGAGGAAGGAAGAGGAAGAAGAGAAAGGAAGAGAAAGAGAAAGGAAGAGAAAGAGGAAGGAAGAGGAAGGAAGAGAAAGAGGAAGGAAGAGGAAGGAAGAGAAAGAAAAGAGAAAGGAAGAGAAAGAGGAAGGGAAGAGAAAGAGGAGGGAAGAGAAAGAGGAAGGAAGAGAAAGAGGAAGGAAGAGGAAGGAAGAGGAAGGAAGAGAAAGAGGAAGGAAGAGAAAGGAAGAGGAAGGAAGAGAAAGAGGAAGGAAGAGAAAGAGGAAGGAAGAGAAAGAGGAAGGAAGAGGAAGGAAGAGAAAGAGGAAGGAAGAGGAAGGAAGAGAAAGAGGAAGGAAGAGAAAGAGGAAGGAAGAGGAAGGAAGAGGAAGGAAGAGAAAGAGGAAGGAAGAGGAAGAGGAAGGAAGAGAAAGGAAGAGGAAGGAAGAGGAAGAGGAAGGAAGAGAAAGAGGAAGGAAGAGAAAGAGGAAGGAAGAGGAAGAGAAAGGAAGGAAGAGAAAGAGGAAGGAAGAGAAAGAGGAAGGAAGAGAAAGAGGAAGGAAGAGAAAGAGGAAGGAAGAGGAAGAGGAAGGAAGAGAAAGAGAGAGGAAGAGAAAGAGAAAGGAAGAGAAAGAGGAAGGAAGAGAAAGAGGAAGGAAGAGAGAGAGAAAGGAAGAGAGAGAGAGAGGAAGAGAAAGAGAAAGGAAGAGAAAGAGGAAGGAAGAGAAAGAGAAAGGAAGAGAAAGAGGAAGGAAGAGGAAGGAAGAGAGGAAGAGAAAGGAAAGGAAAAGAGAAAGAGAAAGGAAGAGAAAGAGGAAGGAAGAGGAAGGAAGAGAAAGAGGAAGGAAGAGGAAGGAAGAGAAAGAGGAAGGAAGAGAAGAGGAAGGAAGAGAAAGAGGAAGGAAGAGAAAGAGGAAGGAAGAGAAAGAGGAAGGAAGAGAAAGAGGAAGGAAGAGGAAGAGGAAGGAAGAGAAGAGGAAGGAAGAGAAAGGAAGAGGAAGAGGAAGGAAGAAGGAAGAGAAGAGAAGGAAGAGAAAAGAGGAAGGAAGAGAAAGAGGAAGGAAGAGAAAGAGGAAGGAAGAGAAAGAGAAAGGAAGAGAAAGAGAAGAGGAAGAGGAAGAGAAAGGAAGAGAAGAGGAAGGAAGAGAAAGAGGAAGGAAGAGGAAGGAAGAGAAAGAGGAAGAAGAUAAAGAGGAAAGAGGAAGGAAGAGAAAGAGGAAG